Molecule: messenger RNA, 603 nt
Organism: Sorex araneus (European shrew)
Lineage: Eukaryota; Metazoa; Chordata; Mammalia; Eulipotyphla; Soricidae
Product: olfactory receptor 14J1-like
Exons: 1
Coding region: 1-603 (200 amino acids)
Biological process (GO): G protein-coupled receptor signaling pathway
Cellular component (GO): membrane
Molecular function (GO): olfactory receptor activity
Source: RefSeq, a predicted model, not a curated record
AUGCUCACACUGAUGUCCUAUGACCGCUACGUGGCCAUCUGUCUGCCCCUGCACUAUGACGUCAUCAUGAACGUCAGAACCUGUGUCCAUGGGGUCGCCGGCGUCUGGGUCAGUGGGGCCAUCACUGCAGCCAUGCAUACGGCAGCUACUUUCUCCAUCCGCUUCUGUGGCCCCCGCAUCAUUCACCAGUUCUUCUGUGAUAUUCCCCAGAUCCUGAAACUCUCCUGCUCUAAUGACUAUAUCAGUGAGCUCGGUGUCACCGCCUUCAUGGCUUUCGUGGCAUUUCUUUGUGUUGUCUUUAUUGGAUUCUCCUACAUGCAGAUAUUUUCUUCUGUGCUGAGGAUGCCAUCUGCUGAGGGCAGAGCCAAGGCCUUUUCCACUUGCCUCCCCCACCUCGCUGUCGUCAUAUUGUUUCUUUCUACAGCUGCCUUUGAGUACUUCAAAUCUCACUCGAAUUCUCCAACUGUGUCAGACAUUCUGCUCACUAUUAUGUAUACAGUAGUUCCACCAACAUUCAAUCCAAUCAUCUACAGCCUGAGAAAUAAAGCCUUUAAGUCAGCCGCUAGAAAGGUUUUUAAGAGGAAUAAAGCAUAUCUGUGUUGA